AUGAAUACGAUCCGCAAAAAUAGAAGAGUGCUUAGAGCACUAAAAAAUGAAAUCAGUGCGCUGCUUACUUCGAGAACAAAGCAAAAUUUGAUGUUCGAGAAGAAAGCACGUGAAAAGACGAAGGAAUUUAUCAACGGUGAGCAAAUCGAACAAAGCGCUGAUCGUGUGAUCGAAAAAUGGCAGCUCCGUGGGACCGGGUCUUUGCAGCACAAUAUCAAUGUGAUCCAAGCAAAUCUUCAGCGUACU
Molecule: messenger RNA, 246 nt
Organism: Gongylonema pulchrum
Lineage: Eukaryota; Metazoa; Nematoda; Chromadorea; Rhabditida; Gongylonematidae
Source: the annotation of a GenBank genome assembly